UGCAAGCUUGUUUGCUGUUGCUCCAAGCUCCAAUAGUCCUGCUAUAUUUUCGCGCGUACACCAAUACCAGAGAUCUUUUCUCUGCUAAUACGAUAAUGAAUGUUUAAUAUGUUCUCUGCUACUGCACUUGAAGCAGCGUCGCGUAAAGCAAUAGCGUUGGUUCGUAGUUCGCUGUUGGCUGUUGCGUACGAACUUGUUGCUGGCGUGAUUUGAACAGACCGCCUUGUCGUGGACGAAAGAAGCUCACGCCGACAAAGUUGCCAACAAAUGGAAAUAGUUUAAAUUUCGCUUUCCGCUGAACAAGUUGACUUAUUUGACAAGUUGUGUUAUGAAUUCGAGUGAAUUUGAGUGACUUGUGUUGUUCAUUCUGUGUGUCAGCAGAGUAGUAGCUGGAAAAACAAAAAAUUAAAACUGCCAAGUGUAAAUGAAAUAAACAGUGAGUAAAGUGAAUAUAAAUUCGCGAAAUAUUUUUUUGUGUGGCGAGAAAAUUAACAUUUAAAAGGAGCGAAAAAAUAAUCAACGAAUUAAAACGACUUUUGGCGAUAGGCAAAACAUAGUGGCUUCGUGUGAUGAAGAGCCGGCAAACCAAAAAUUUGUGCGAGUUUUAUGCUGCAUGAAAACGCAAGUAAUGCACAAAGUACAGAACGAUAUACGUUUGUUGUGAUGUGCUUCGGUGUUGGCAUUUGAAUUUUAUAAUUUUGGAGAUACGACUUUGAAUAUCUUCGCUUAUUUCGGAAUAUUUCCCGUCUGAAUUGCGCAGAACUACAACGGCAACAAGCAUUAUGAUUGCAAGCGCGAACAAGCGAAAGUGAAUUUGAAAAAGUGUCAGAACAUCGAAAUUUGCUUUGACGGUUGGAUUUUUCGAUCGUCUAAAUAAUUCUGAUGGGAAUGCUUUCUUGCGUCUGUAGAACUUCGGGAUAAAGAAUUAUUUCAUCACGUUUGGCAAUUGCUGCAGUUUAAACUCAAAUUCAAAUAAAAAACUAAUCUAAAUAAUUGAAUAAAACUCAGGAAUCUAUUUGAAUAUAAUUAAAGCACUUUAUGAAACUCAUUAAAGACUAAUUUAAAUAUAUACACAUUAUAUUAAAAACCUCCACAAAACGUGAUUUUCUCAUCAAAAACAGCUAAAACUAUAGGUAUAACAAAGCCAAUAUUUAUACAUAAAAACGCAUACAUUUAAGUGUGUAAUGAAUAAUAGACAUUUUUGGUGCGCGAGUAAUUAUAUAAACAUACAAUUUUUGAUAAGAAACACGUAAGAAACUAAAUAUCAGAAAAAUAUAUGCAACUAGGCUUAGUAUUUCUACAGAUUUUUGGAACAUUGAGCAAUACUUGCAAGCAUUUGCAGACUCCUUUCGAUAUAUACCCAAAAUAGAAAAACGUCUUUACAAUCAAAACGAACAAAUCGCUUUACCUACAUUUUAAUUGUACGUGUAAUAUUACACUCGAGCAUGUCGCCUAAAAACUUAAAAUGUAAUUAGAGUGAACGAAACAAUUUUCACAACUUUAAAGAGCUGUGAAAAUUUUGAAUCCUUCUAAAAAUGAAAGUUUUUAACACCAAAUAAUAAAAUUCAGUAUCAAAACAAAAGAAAGAAACUAAUGAAAAAAUUCUAACAAUUUGACGCUCAAAAACCAAUCAAAAUCAAAGUCUAAAAGCGUCGCCGCCAAUCCAAAUGCUACUUAUGGCGCCACGACGUGACAGCAAUAGCGCCAACAGCAACUCCAGCAUUUUAAUUCAGCAUCAAAUUCAACACCAACAACAGCAACAAACUCAGCAAGUCCAGCAGCAGCCACACGCAUUUCUAUACUCCUCAUCGUUAUUCAGCAGGGCCACUUUGCUUGAGCCCACUAACGGCACCACCGCGAUCACUAACAGUAGCAACGAUAGUCUUAUCACCAACAGCAGCAACUUAAAUAACAGUAACAACAACACCAUUAUCAUGCCGCCCAUGCAAACGGGUAAUCUGGCACAUGCAACGCUGAAUGGGGCUGCUUCUGGCGGUUCGACCUCGGUCACCCAGAAUGGGCAUCAUCAACAUCAUGUCGGCAACAUCAGCAACAAUAACAACAUUAAUAAUAAUAUAAAUGGCAAUAGUAAUAUUAAUAUUCAGGAUCAAUUCACCCGGUGUUGCUAUCCCAAUGGGGAAUGCUUGAAACUGGAUGCCUCCCUUAUUGUGCUGGACGACCUCAGCGAUGUUGUGCGUGUCCUUUGCAAUAAUGAGAAUUGCAACAUGGGCCAAUACAUGCACCGUGAAUGCUUCGAUGCGUGGGAGCAAUCCGUGUUGGCCACACUGAAGUCAAUGGGGCGCGCACGUACGUGGUCCGAUCGCCAGCGCAGUCAAAAUUUGUGGACAAAGAAAGGAUAUGAUUUGGUUUAUAAGGCAUGUGUGUGCAAAUGUGGGCACGGUCACAUCCGUAAGGAUCUGGAUUGGACGCCACCAGUGCAGAUAGCAGGCGCUAAGUCUAGUUCAACGAUAAAUGGCGGGCAAUAUGGAAAUGUAAAUGGUGGGCUAGUAGCUGGCGGUGUGAACCAGCAGCGCCUGCUGGUGGUCAAUGGCGCCAACGGCAAUGGCAUAGGCGGCAGCACCGCCGAGGAAGAUGACAAAAAGAAAAAGAAGAAAAGAAAUCGUAAUAAUAAUGGGACGAAACCAACUCUGGUAUCUGUAAAUUCUAAUAGCCAUGCUGCAAAUGGACAACAGCAAGGACAAAUGCCACAAUCGCCUGUACAGGCCCAACAGACUUUGCAACAACAACCAUCGGAAGUUGCUCAACAGCAGUCGGCAAAUGUCUUGCUAAACGGACAGCAGAGUAGUGGAAGCAAUAUUAGCAAUGGGAUCAGCGCCAUAUGCACACCCAACAACACCAACAAAACCGCUGGCAACGCAAUUAUCGCGAAUAAUCCCAACAAUACGCUAAUUUGCAGCAGCAAUAACAACAACCAACUCAGCGCAAUAACCAAUUCGAGUGUUGGAGUUAUAGGCUCUGGUCUGCACAAUAGCAGCAACACCAGCAACCAACAACAGCCACAGCAGGUACAGGGUCAACAGCAGCAACAACAACAGGGUGUUACCUCUUUGAAUAAUAUUUUGGGCGUAGAUUUGCGUGAUCGAGCUGGCAGUUUGUCGUCGAGCGGCGGUGGCAGCGGCUCCACAUCGCCAUCAGCCUCCCACUCGAGCGGCGACAUUUCCAUAUCGCCCAUACAUCACAAUCCACAACAGCAACACCAACAACAACAACAUCAAAUGCAAUUGCAACAAUACCAGCAGAGUUUGUUGCAACAGAAUGGCUUAUCGAAGAGUAUCUUAAACGGAGCACUAAACGGCUGCGUCGAUACCAUUCAGCGCAAUGCUGCGCUAUUGGCAGCACAGCAGCAGCCCACGGGCACUCCGAUUGUGGGUGGCAUUGGCGCCGCUAACGGAUUAAAUGGGAUAAAACAAUUGAGUAUUUAUGAUCAGCAUUUGGUGCAGCAGCAAAAGAACAAGGAGGUGGAGCUCUAUUCGGAGCGUGUACGUUUAACAUCGGGCUGUAAUGGCAUAUUUUCGCGUCGCUUGGAUUUUUCAUCAUUCAAUUUGUUGCCGAAGACCCGCUUGAAUUCCUAUCAAGUCAAGGUAAGUGAAAAUAAGAAUGAUCAGAUUUUGCUUAUGCAGUCCUAGGAACAGCUGUUUUAA
Molecule: messenger RNA, 3662 nt
Organism: Anastrepha ludens (Mexican fruit fly)
Lineage: Eukaryota; Metazoa; Arthropoda; Insecta; Diptera; Tephritidae
Gene: heca
Product: headcase protein
Exons: 2
Coding region: 1668-3647 (659 amino acids)
Source: RefSeq, a predicted model, not a curated record